Rhagoletis zephyria (snowberry fruit fly) is the source of this 1638-nucleotide messenger RNA. RefSeq names its product mitochondrial sodium/hydrogen exchanger 9B2-like. Gene Ontology annotation, cellular component: membrane. Gene Ontology annotation, biological process: proton transmembrane transport. Gene Ontology annotation, molecular function: antiporter activity. The record is from RefSeq and is a predicted model, not a curated record. Lineage: Eukaryota; Metazoa; Arthropoda; Insecta; Diptera; Tephritidae.
UUUGAUUAGGUUUUCUUUGCUUUUAUGUGCCACUGUACGUAUUCCAGUACAAAUUCAAGUUCCUAAUGUGAAAUGAAUUCAAAGCGUUUUGAGUAUACCACACCACAGUCCCUUCACUCAAUUCAAGACCCAAGCCAUUAUUCAACAGAGCAAGAGGUGCCACUUGCACAAUUUAAAAAUACCGAAGAAAAAUUACAACAGUUGAAGCAAGCGAUGGAUAAUUUAGAAGAUGGAGUUUGCGAUGACGAGGACGCGCAUUUGCUUGAAAAUAAUCAGCGCCUACAAUUCCAGCAACAUCAAGGCAAAGAACUUAAACAAAAGCUCAAAGAUAAUGUUCGACAAGAGCAACAAGAAAAAUUAGAAGGGCUAGAGUUUGGGAUGGCUGCUGCACAUGACGUCUUAUCAUCGGGCACAGCUGCGGGGCGGCGCUUGAAUCAGGAAUCUCCUCCAACCGAAAUGGCACAAUAUGGCAAUACAAUGCCUGGCCAUACGUUAGAUGCACAGAAGGUACCAGACCGCAGUCAAAACUACACAACGGAGGAAAUGGGCGAGCCAACCUCAUUAAGUGCAACAACUGUUGGCGACGUGAGUGUUGCAGGUGUGACAGCAUUUAGCGUUGGAGGUGACGAUGGUCCUGGCGGCGAUGGAGGACAAUCGCAUCAUGACUACAAAGGCCCCAAAAUCUGGCGCAUUCUAGUCCAACACUGGCCUUUCAUCUCCCAACCACUGGCUUUGGCGGCUGUCGGUAUUGGCUUAUGGAUCAUUGCAUUUGUGCUGCUGCCCGAUUAUGCGCUUCCACAUACGCCAAUUAUGCGCAUAUUCUUCCUCUUUGUGGGCGCACAGCUGACCGGUGUGCUGGUGACCUUCAUCCGCUUGCCGGAUAUGUUGGGCAUGCUGUUCUUCGGUGUGUUGUACACAAAUGUGGGUUUAGCCGAUUUUACGGGCUAUGAUAAAUUAGAGGCUUUUCUGAGGGAGAUGGCACUGAUUAAUAUUAUGCUGUUAGCAGGUCUUGGCCUCGAUGCGAACGCCUUCAAGAAGCUGUGGCUUAUGAUUUUACGCCUUACACUUAUACCAACCAUCGCUGAAGUGACGGCAAUUGCAGUUGUAGCGAGAUUUACACUGGAAAUGCCAUGGUUCUGGGGUAUUUUAUUAGGUCUUGUCGUCACCGCUGUCUCUCCGAACGUUGUCGUCACUGUAAUGCUGAAGCUGAAGGAAGAGCGACUCGGCCUGAAUAGCGGCAUACACACAUUAAUAUACGCCAUGACCAGCUGCAAUGAUGUCGUCGCCAUUUUUCUCUUCGGUGUCAUUAUGAGCGUCAUCUUCUCCACGGAUAAAUCAUUGACGCAACAAAUACUGCAGGGACCUAUCGGCAUCGGUAUUGGCAUCGUAUUUGGCUAUGUCUACGGACUGAUGUUGACUAUUUUGCCAUCUACAAAGACGCCCUACCUAAAUGGCUUACGCUUUGUUUUGACCAUCUUGGGCGGUACUGUAUCGGUGAUGGGCAGUCGUGCCAUCGGUUAUCCCUCAGCUGGUGCACUCGGCUGCAUGACAAUCGCAUUUUUUGCCGGCAUCGGUUGGAAGAGCCAACAACAACGACUCACUGCACAGCAACGUCAACGUCAGUUGGAAAAUGAAAAU